Molecule: messenger RNA, 2685 nt
Organism: Lytechinus pictus (painted urchin)
Lineage: Eukaryota; Metazoa; Echinodermata; Echinoidea; Temnopleuroida; Toxopneustidae
Exons: 4
Coding region: 58-783 (241 amino acids)
Molecular function (GO): protein binding
Source: RefSeq, a predicted model, not a curated record
AGUUUUUGACAGUCGACUAUCAUUCUGCAUCGGGCAUUUUCUCGCUUACUAUCUAAAAUGGGAUUAACGCUAGGGAGUGCACUAGUGAGAUCUUUGAUCUUCGUUUUUGUAAUCUUGUCUUUUAGCCAUUCCUCUUUUGGACAAGGGGUAAAAGUGCUAUUAAAACAAAGCACAACCCCUACAACUAUCUCGGUAUUUUGGGUCAACGAUGCAGGUACAUCAUGGAGUCACUACACGGUCAAUAUAGCCCCGUCCUCUGGUCUUAGUGUGAAUGGUUAUCCCGUCAACACCACAGAAACGCAGUUCACAUUUAUGGGGCUCCGUCCGAACACAGUGUACACGGUUGCAGUAACACCAUGGGAUACAGGUGUUAAUGGCAGUGGAAUGAUGAAAGAUUUUUCCACAGAGGAGGUACCCGACGGUGAAAUCCUGGUCAGUGACGUCACAUCUGACUCGGCCUUUCUCCAAUGGAAGGACUAUUCGGUUGUUUACUAUUCCCUCGUGAUGUCCCCGAAUGAAGCCGUGAAAACCCUUGGAGGUAUAUUUGAAACUGAAGUUGGGAUUACGAUCUUAAUGCCAGAUACAUUGAUUACUGUCACGUUGGUCGAUGGCGUAUCGCGAGACGUCCUUGCUUCGGCAAAUUUUACCAGUGGUGCUGCAGGGACUACAGGCGAAAGCGACACGGACAUUCCCCCUCCAAAAAGGAACUCGGGCUCCUCCCAAUUCAAUCUAUGGGCGUGUCUCACCUCUCUACUUGUCUCCAUCGCCUCCUUAUUGCUUUGAAACUCUUGAUAUGCAGUUGCUAUGCUGAAAAAAAAUAUGAUGACUGAAGUUUCGGAUGUGAUGAUCGGAUUUUGACAAUGAAAAUGAAGCAAGUUUGCACGAGAAAGAAUCAAUUUCUGAAUUUUGCAUUUAAAUUCGACGAUUAUCUACCAGUCAACAUUCAUGCAGACUGGCUGUUAAACUACUCGGAUUGAUGGGUCUAGAUGACCGCGUCUCAAAAAAGAGUUACGCUUGAUCCGAUCAACCACAACUAUGGAAAGCCAGCAACAUCAACGUAUACAAUGCAUGUUUGUUCAAAAUAUUUUCUAAAUAUACUUGAUAUCAUACAUUCAUGAGUAUCUUAAAAAAUGAAUGUGCUUCUCCUUUUUUAUAUAAAGGACAUAGUACAAGUUUCCAGUAAAAAUAUGAAAUUGAGGGAUUUCCAUACAGUUGAGGUUGUUUUGAUCAAUAGUAACUAUUUGUAAGACGGGACCCGGAUCUUGCAUUCCUCCAACGCCGACACCCCUUUUCUUAUCCAUCCCUCCCCUGAUCGACACCUUCGUAUUCCACUGUUUAUUAGAUAUCUAAUCAAACAUCCAAUAUAAAAAAAAUCAAUUUAACAAAACUUCAAUAACAAAAAACCCCUCUGUUUUAUAGUGAUUAUUAGGACUUCGUCUCAUCUCAUAAAAAAAUAUCACUCUUCAGUCUCAACUUUCAUCGUCUUUUAAAGCCUACGUUUGGAUUUAGUGAGUCACCCCAAUGUGCGUGUCUGUAGUGAAAUUCAUUUCGUUUAAACAUGUUAAAGGUAUGCAUUACCUGAAAAUGGUGUGAGGGAUAAAAGUUAGAAUAUGUGUAAUGUUUAAAUCUACUGAUUUGACAUCAACAUUUAAGUUGUCUGCGUAUGUCUUGCAUAUAGUCCCUUACUCAAGGAAUGGAGUGAAAAUUUCGGCAUUUAUCCUUUCUCUGUAGCUUUCGUAUAUCGAAUUACUAGUAAUUGUUCAAAGGGCUACUUUGAAUAAAAAUAAGAUUAUUGCCGUGAGAGGGCGAUAGACGCCACAUCCACGCUUAAACUUAAUUUGUCCAUGGUGCCGUGGCCGAGUGGUCUAAGGCGCCUGGCUAUACAUGUGAAGUCCGGGGUUCGAUUCCCGGCCGUGGCAUCUUUGCCCGUGAGCAAGGCAUUUAAUCUACAUUGCUCUUUUAUCCUGCUUUCAAAUAAAUGGAAGUGCAUUAUUGAUAACUAGGUGUGCACUUGUUAAAAAACAAUAAAAAAUUAAAACCGAGAGGUGUCAUGGCCGAGUGGUCUACGACGCCUGACUAUACAUGGAAAGUCCCACGGCUUCUAUUCCCGUUAACAAGGCAUUUAAUAGACAAUGCUCUUUUAUCUUGCAUUCAAAUAAAUCAAAAUGCUUUACACAUUCGUUGGUAACUAGAUGUACACUUGUGUCUUAAUAAAAUGAUAAAUUUUGAUAACAAAGCAAUAAAAAAGAGGACGAAACUGCCAAAUUUAUCUGCUAAAAAGAAUAUUCAAUGACGACAACACCUUUGUUAUCUACAGUGUAGAUAAUACUCGAGUCUAAUUCGCAUUUCUGAAACUUUUCUAAAAUUUUAGAAGGCUUGAAUUACCAUUCAACCUCUUAUAUUGUGUUUUUGUUUUGAGAGUGUGUUUAAUAAUGAUAAUAUUCUUUCGUAUUUUGAAUGUAUCUAACCAAAGUGCUUCCGGAUGCAUUAAACUCUUUGUAUGUAUUUCACUUUUUUUCGGAGAUGGCGAUAGUUUAGUGUACCAAAUAUUGAACUAGUAAGCAUAUGCUAUACGUUAGAACUACUGUGAUUGUGAAUAAAUCAUAACGCUAAGGCAGGUUACAUGUAGUAUAAUUUAUUUAUUCAUGGCUUUGAAAUUGCAGAUAUUAAACUAAUUAUUUUGCG